CAGAAUCUGCAGAGCAGGCUUGCAAGAGUUUUUAGCUGCAGAAAGAACAGUUGAGCUUUGUGCAAAUGUUUGCAGUUUAGUUAAAUUGCUGAAAUCUGAGUUCACACUCAGGGCAGACAUGUCCUACAUCACUAUCGUGGCACUCCUGGUUAUUUUUACCAUCCCUGAAGUUAGCAGUGAAGGGGAUCCAGGAGCAAUUCUGCGAUGUCGCUGCCUCAUCAUGGAGACUAGACCCAUCGGGCGUCACAUAGGAAUGGUGGAGGUGAGCCGUCCAAGCUCCCACUGCAAUCACACUGAGAUUAUUGCGGUUCUUAAAAAGGGUGGGAAAAAAGUCUGUCUGGACCCUGAUGCUCCAUGGGUCAAAAAAGUGCUCAAACAUUUAGGGGAGAAACCUUGAAGAACAAACCCUCACUGUGAGGAUUUUCAACAUGGAAGCUCUGGCUGCAAUGUUGGAACACAAAUCUUGUUUUAUAUGAUGGGAAAAGUUUGUGUGGCAGAUGGAACAUUCAAGCAGCAGUUUUUGAAUUGUCUAGA
Molecule: messenger RNA, 534 nt
Organism: Melanotaenia boesemani (Boeseman's rainbowfish)
Lineage: Eukaryota; Metazoa; Chordata; Actinopteri; Atheriniformes; Melanotaeniidae
Product: C-X-C motif chemokine 5-like
Exons: 4
Coding region: 119-397 (92 amino acids)
Biological process (GO): cellular response to lipopolysaccharide; antimicrobial humoral immune response mediated by antimicrobial peptide; inflammatory response
Cellular component (GO): extracellular region
Molecular function (GO): CXCR chemokine receptor binding; chemokine activity
Source: RefSeq, a predicted model, not a curated record